AGAGCAAAAGGCACACAUUUUUUCUGGAGUGGAGACGGAUAUAUACACUAAAAAGGCUCAGCCGCAGACACCCAUCAGAUUUGGUCCUUGAUCUUCAAAAAAUGAAAAAAUCGUAGGGGCCUUCUUCAUCAUCUUCAAAAUCGAACUCCCUUCUCCAACCUCUGCUCACCAGACCCAUCGCCCGACCUAGCGAGAACCAGCUUCAACCAGUAGCGAUUCAGCCCAACUCGCCGGAGAAACAGCCAUCCCCGCUGCCGUACCUCCGACGAACCACCACUGUUCAUCCCUUUUCUGUCUGAUGUCUUAACUAUGUUCCCUCAUUCACAGAUCCGAAGGAAAAUAAUAAACAAAAAUUUUUAAUUCGUCUUAGUUUCAAUUUGACCCUAAAUUCGGAAAAUACUCAAAAAUUCAAGUUUCCACUGACUUUGGGUUCCAAACAUGGAGAUUAGUUGAGGAUUGUUGGUUUCCGUUCGAGGUUCCGUUUCCGUCGAGUUCUUGUCCGUGAUGUUUCCUGGUCUAAGACAUGCUCACAUUCAAAGAAAUUGUUGAAGGAGUUGAAUCCUCGAGAUGAGUCUGACGGCAGAUUCUCCAGUGCACUCAUCAAGCAGCGAUGAUUUUGCAGCAUUUCUCGAUGCAGAGUUGGACUCUGCUUCUGAUGUAUCACCUGACCAACACGAAGUAGAUAAUGAAGAAGCAGAGGGAGAGGAAGAGGUGGAAGAUGAGGAAGGGCAAGAUGAAGAUGGUGGCGAUGGUGAUGAUCUUGAUGAUGGCACCUCAGAUUCUAGCAGGAUAAAGAAGCGCAAAGCAGAGGUUUUGGAAGAUGCAGUGUAUCCACAGAGUUCAGCAUCUCGUGGAGAACCAGCAGAAACUUCAGGAGCAUCUUUGGCUCUGGAUAUAUGCUCACAUCCUGGUGUCAUGGGAGGGAUGUGUAUAAGGUGUGGGCAGAAGGUGGAAAACGAAUCGGGUGUGGCUUUUGGAUACAUACACAAGAAUUUGAGGCUUGCAGAUGAUGAAAUUGCUCGAUUGCGUGACAAGGACCUGAAGAACUUAUUACGUCAUAAAAAGCUGUACUUGGUUCUUGAUUUAGACCACACACUUCUGAACUCAACUAGACUUGCAGAUAUUUCAGCAGAAGAAUUAUACUUGAAGGACCAACGAGAAGUUCUGCCUGAUGCUUUGAGAAGCAACCUUUUCAAAUUGGAUUGGAUACACAUGAUGACAAAGUUGAGGCCAUUUGUCCACACCUUCCUGAAAGAAGCCAGUAGUUUAUUCGAGAUGUACAUUUACACAAUGGGUGAACGUCCUUAUGCAUUGGAAAUGGCAGACUUACUUGACCCUGGAGGUAUCUACUUCCAUUCUAGAGUGAUUGCUCAAGGAGACUGCACCCAGAGGCAUCAAAAGGGCCUUGAUGUUGUUGUGGGUCAAGAAAGUGCUGUCCUGAUCCUUGAUGAUACUGAAGCGGUAUGGGGAAAGCACAAGGAGAACCUGAUACUGAUGGAGCGUUAUCAUUUCUUUACCUCAAGUUGUCGACAAUUUGGUUUAAAAUGUAAAUCACUUUCUGAAACGAAAAGUGAUGAAAAUGAAGCUGAGGGAGCGCUUGCCUCUGUUUUAAAAGUACUGCAACAGAUCCACAGCCUGUUCUUCGACCCGGAACGCAGGGACAAUAUUAUGGAGCGAGAUGUUAGGCAGGUGCUGAAACAAGUUCGGAAGGAAAUAUUGAAGGGUUGUAAAAUCGUCUUCACCCGGGUAUUUCCUACACAAUUCCAAGCAGAAAAUCACCACUUGUGGAAAUUGGCUGAGCAAUUAGGAGCCACAUGCUCCACAGAAGUCGAUCAAUCGGUGACACAUGUGGUCUCCAUGGAUGCUGGAACUGACAAAUCGCGUUGGGCGGUGAAGGAGAAGAAAUUUUUGGUCCAUCCAAGAUGGAUUGAAGCUGCUAAUUAUUUAUGGCGAAAGCCGCCUGAAGAAAACUUCCCAGUCAGUUCAUAACAAUUUGCUAACCUUAGUUUUGAAUAGGGAAUAUAGUGAUUGUAAAUUGUAGUAGAAAUUUUUCAGGUUUAUUUCACUACCAAAAUCAUCUGAGUAUGACAAAAAAUAGUUCACAGGGGAAUCAAACCAAAAUCGGAACAGGUAUUUUUGGCACUUCCAUUCAGUUUCUCUAUUGAGUAAAUUGUUGUUUUGGUACUUUGAAUA
This is a messenger RNA of Nicotiana attenuata, 2193 nucleotides long. Its product is annotated as RNA polymerase II C-terminal domain phosphatase-like 4. Gene Ontology annotation, molecular function: RNA polymerase II CTD heptapeptide repeat phosphatase activity. The transcript is spliced from 9 exons. The coding region runs from base 568 to 1989 and encodes 473 amino acids. Gene Ontology annotation, cellular component: nucleus. Lineage: Eukaryota; Viridiplantae; Streptophyta; Magnoliopsida; Solanales; Solanaceae. The record is from RefSeq and is a predicted model, not a curated record.